Pectinophora gossypiella (pink bollworm) is the source of this 2116-nucleotide messenger RNA. RefSeq names its product zinc finger protein 77-like. NCBI's taxonomy places the organism in Eukaryota, Metazoa, Arthropoda, Insecta, Lepidoptera, Gelechiidae. The transcript has 14 exons. Bases 83 to 2050 code for a protein of 655 amino acids. The record is from RefSeq and is a predicted model, not a curated record.
AAAAACAAAAAUAAUAAACAGUGAAAGGGAUUGUUGCUGUUCUUGUAAUUUAUGUGAAUUAUUGUAGUAAAGUUGUAAUAAAAUGGAGCUGGAGACGAUGUUGGUGCCGUCGGGCGUGUGUGCGGGGUGCCUGAGCGCGGGGCGGCGGCUGCAGGCGCUGGCCGGCGAGGACCUGCGAUACUUUGAAGAUAUCAUCCACUCUGGGCGCGGGCAGCCGGCGCCGCUGGUGCCGCUGUCCCGGCUGGCGUGGCAGCGCGGGGCGGCGCCCCUCGUGACGUCACACGGCGCCGCGCCCGGUGACGUCACGGGCCGGGGGACCUCGCCGCCCGCGCUCGAGUUCCUCAAGGUUGAACAAGACGAUGACUACACCGGGGAUCACUACACUGAGGAUCACUAUGACGACAAGGCGGUGUUAAAGCUAGACGGGGCGGAUAAGCCGCCUAAGGAGAGAAAGAAACGCAAGAAGCGCGCGCGAGCGAGAGAGAAGACCGAGUUCGAUUCCUCCGACGAGGAGCCGCUCACCCAUAAGCAGAACAAGAAACACGACGACGGCGGGCCGCAGAAGCGUCGCCCGCGGCGCGAGCAGCCCGCCGGCGUGGUGCGGCACGCGCGCGUCGACAAGCAGCUGGCGCGGCUGGGGGUGCCCGGCGGGGCCGUGCAGCUGGUGCUGCUCACCUGGGAGGAGGUGGAGGCGGAGCGGCAGCGGGCGCUGCAGUCGGCGCGCUACACGCUCGCGUCGCAGCGGUGCGAGCAGUGCGCGCUCGGGUUCAACCACUCGGAGAAGCUGCGCCGGCACAUGCUCAAGCACAGCCCGGCGGCGGGCGGCGCGGGGUGCGGCGCGUGCGGCGUGCGCUGCAGGGACGCGCGGGCGCUGGCGGCGCACCGGCGGCGGCACCGGUUGAGGUGGGUGUUUGCUUCGGACGGGGAGACCGUUUGUAUUUGGAUUUCCGCUCCCCGCUGUAACAAGUACACUUGCGCGUGCAGAUGGCGCUGCGUGCGCUGCGGCGCGCUGUGGUCGCGCGCGGCCGUGGCGGCCGACCACGUGGCGCGGGCGCACGGGGGCGCCGCCCCCAGCCACGCGUGCCGCCUGUGCCCGCACACCGACACGUCCCUGGGCAAGCUGCGCGCGCACGUGCGGCGCACGCACGGCGCGGGCGCCCGCUGCGAGCGCUGCGGGAAGGUGUUCGCUGACUCCGCCUCGCUGCGGACGCACCUCUUCAUCCACCGCGGCGAGAAGGAGCACGCGUGCAGCACGUGCGGCAAGCGGUUCCUGCUGAAGCGCGCGCUGCAGGUGCACGCGGCCACGCACCAGCCCUCGCUGGCGCUCUACUGCCACCAGUGCGACGCGUCGUUCCGCUCGCAGCAGUCGUACUACCAGCACGCGCGCUACGCGCAGGCGCACGCCCCCCGCCCCCCGCUGCUGUGCCCGCACUGCCCCCGCCGCUGCGCGCGCGCCGCGCGCCUGCGCGACCACAUCGCCGCCGUGCACGCGCGGGCGGCGCCGCAGGCCUGCGCCGAGCCCGGCUGCGGCUACGUGAGCGCCACACGUCAUAAUACGCUUUGUUGCACACAACACAACAUUUACAGGAUACACUUAUACGCGUGGUAUCCGCAGGCGUGUGCGUCCCGCGCCGUGCUGCGCGCGCACGUGCUGCGCGCGCACCGCGGGCGCCGCCCCCCCCGCCGCCACGUGUGCCACCGCUGCGGCCGCGUCUACACCGCGCGCAAGUCGCUGGAGGCGCACCUGCUGUCGCACGCAGGGCUCCGCCCCCUGGCGUGCGAGGCCUGCCCCGCGCGGUUCACGCACCGCGCCGCGCUCUACAACCACACGCGGCUCGUGCACCUCAAGAUCAAGAAAGGAAAAAAGGCUGACCCCGCGCCGCCUGCUGCGGCCCCUGAGCCCCCCGCAGCCUCGGCUGAGGUGUCUGGGGCCCCCGCGGUGUUGGCCGAGGACUCCACUGCCCCCGCGGACCCCCCUAAGGCCCCCGCCCCUCCCCCGCAGUGGCUUCCCGCGAUAACAAAUAUGAAGACAGACGUCACGUGGAAAUAAAUUAGCAUAAUUACUGUUAUAAAUAAAUAAAUAUGUAAAUAAAAUUGGUAAAUAAAUAUUUUUUUA